Molecule: messenger RNA, 760 nt
Organism: Daucus carota subsp. sativus
Lineage: Eukaryota; Viridiplantae; Streptophyta; Magnoliopsida; Apiales; Apiaceae
Product: protein LURP-one-related 4
Exons: 2
Coding region: 100-705 (201 amino acids)
Source: RefSeq, a predicted model, not a curated record
CUCAUAUAUAAAUACCCUUCUUGAGUUCAUGAUUAGCAAACCUUACAGUAAACUCUGAAGAAAAAAUUUCACAGAGAAAACUUAGUUUCAGAGCUACAAAUGGGAAAGGUCUAUCCUUGCAAACCAUCUUCAUCUGCUUGCACUGCAAGCAUUAGCAGUGCAAACAUGUACACAAUUUGGAUGAAAUCUCUUGUUGUCAAUGGAAAUGGCUACACGGUCUAUGAUUCCAAUGGCAAAGUCGUUUAUCGGAUAGAUAAUUACGAUAUCAAGUGCAGAAAUGAGGUUUAUCUCAUGGAUCUUCAUGGCAAUGUUCUGUGCACAAUUUCGCGAAAGAAAUUGCUAAGAUUCGGUGUCUGGGAUGGCUACAAGGGCUGUGGCCCGAAAGUGAAGAAUGAGAAGCCAUGGUUUGAAGUUACCAACUGCUGCAACUUCUUGAAGAAAGAUUCAGAAUAUCAUGUUACUAUUGGUAGUGAUAAAAAUUUAAGCACAAACUUCUACAAGAUCGGAGAAGUGGCUAACAAAAAGUCCGAAUUCAAGAUAAUAAACGGGCAAGGAUUGAUUGUUGCAGAGGUUAAACAGAAGCUAUCAGCGUGUGGAGUUACGUUAGGACAAGAUGUAUUAAGCUUGAGAGUUGAGCCUAGUGUAGAUCAGUCGUUUAUAAUGGCUCUUGUAGCUGUGUAUGGAUUGCUUAAUAAUAGAAUGUAAAUUCUCAGUCCUUAGUCUCUUUUGAAACUUAGAAGUUCCUUGAUAUUUUCUGAGA